Biomphalaria glabrata is the source of this 2500-nucleotide messenger RNA. RefSeq lists its product as uncharacterized. The transcript is spliced from 9 exons. The coding region runs from base 148 to 1587 and encodes 479 amino acids. Lineage: Eukaryota; Metazoa; Mollusca; Gastropoda; Planorbidae. The record is from RefSeq and is a predicted model, not a curated record.
GUUGUGAUAAACAAUAUGGUGGAUGGCUAGUCAUGAGAUUAUACUAAUUUAUAUAAAAAAUGCAAAAAAUACCAUGUUCUUUUAAGUAAAAAUCUGAGCUAUUUUACUCGUUCUUAAAUCAACAUAUAAAAGUUGAAUAAAGCAAUAAUGGAAGCAUAUGUGAAGCCUCCAUCACUUUGGCACCUUGUUGAAGAAAUAGUUCAACCAAAUGAACAUGCUGAGAUCAGAGAAAUGUUAGGUGUAUCACUUGUGGAGCAAAGCCUGGAGUUACAUCAGGAAAUAUCAACACUUAUUGAAAUCUGGAGACAAAUAAGAGAUGAGAGGACAGAGAUCUUAACUUCUCCCAGAUUUUUACCAGAGCCUCCCAACCAGAGGGAUCACCUGGUGAAAGAAAUUUGUUUUUUUGUUGAAAGUGUAAAAGAAAAGGCCACACAGAAGGGAGUAAAUCCUGAAUUGAUUCUGAGAAAACACAACAAUGAUGUAUUAAAUUAUGCAGUUGAAACAGCAAGGCCUGAAUCCGCAAUGAGCCAUGUGUCACAGACAUCAGAUGGAAGAGAGACACCUAUGAUGCCUCUUGCCAAAGACAGGUACCAGGCUUCAGAUAUGAAAGAUGAACUAAAAGUUGUGAACAAACAAUUGAACUAUCUAGAUUUUGAUCAAGUUUGUGAAAGUUUAAGAUCAACAUUAAUUAAGGAAAUCAACCAGCUCAUUGAAGAUGCCCAGUUUCUUCAAAACUGUAUAGAUAAUGAAGUGGAGUUGAGAGAUUGUACAACACCUGGACUAAGAUCUAGAGAGCCAACACUUACAGAGCUUCGUGAGGAGAGAUCAUUGUUAGAAAAAGAGUUGCUUGCUGUUGGAUCAUUAACUGCUACCCCAGUUGUUACUAAACCAAACUUUAUUAUUGACAAAAAGUUGCCUUACACACCUCCAAGUUCUAGUGACUCCUCACCACCUUUGCUAACAAACUACUAUGACACUCACAUCCCAGGACUGGAUGGGUUUAGUGAUGAUUCUCCAUCCUUUUCUUCUCGACCUGGCCCAGUAAAAGCAUCUCAUAAAAUUGUCCUAUCUGCCACAUCACCCAGUAAGCCUACAUCAUUUAAAUUAAAGGCCACAGAGGACAGAGUUGUUUCGCCAAAGACAAAUCUGCUCAUCAACCGGCUGGCUGACAUCCCCAACAAACCAUUAAUUAUGAGAUCCAACAAGCUGACCCAGGCUAAGUCAUCACAGAGUGACAGCAACCUGAAGCCAAAUGAUCUCAAGUUGUCACCCAAUGAUCAGAGUCUUACACAAGCGUCAGUGAAACAAGAGGGGUCAAAGGGGGAUGGCAGACCAAAGAGGAGAUCUGUCAGCACUGGCAGACUGAGGGUGGUAGAUGUGUCGAACAUUGUAGAAGUACACAGUGGCAAGGGAGACUCAGCAGCUGAAUGUUUCACAUUUUCUUCUGGAACUUCUUCAAUAUCCUCUUCCCCAUUCAGCCCCACCCCACCACCUUAUACAUUAAACACAGACUCUAUGCCAAGACCAAGCAGUGCACAUGCUAACAGAUUCCGGAAGAUGGUUAUGGGAUGUAGAGAUGGAGAAUAAUGUUCCAAAUAUUUAUCAAAGCAGAAAAUUAAGUAAAUUUUUAGCAGUAUUAAUACAGACUUUGAUUGAGCCUCAUGACUGGAGAAAUCAAAUGAUUAAAGAUGCUUGUUCAUAAUAACUGUUACCAAUUGGAUUAAAAUUUAUUUGUGUGAAUAAAAGCUGCUUUGAACAUAUGUAUAUUCACUUUGCAUUGAUUAUAUAAACAAAGUAGCAGAAAUUUACUCCAUGUUAAGCAGUUGGCCAGAUAUGUUCUGAUGAGUUGUUUCCUUCUGAGUUUUAGCUAUGAGAUUAUUUGUAAAUGUCAAAAGCUUAAAUAUUUAAUAAUUGUAGUUAUUCGUUUGGCAUUUUUUUUUAUGUUUCUUUUAAAGAUUUCAAAUCAUCAUCUUUUUUUUUGUUUUUAUAAAGUAUGGAAGUUUAUUUACCACUGAAAAUCACACAAAAUAGGAGUCUCAUGUGACCAGUAAAUUGAUCACACAUCUUCAAUUUUUUCUAUGAAUGAUAUUAAAGCAGAUUAGUGAAUAUUCUAAAAAUUCAAAAUUUAAAAAAUCACAGCCUUCAUUGAGAUGUGAACUUAAUUCUUUUGGUAGGGAAAGAAAGUUUUGUUUUACUUCACAAAAAAUAUUUGAAAAGAAAAAUGGCCCCAUGCCACAUCUGUGAUGAAACUUCUAUACACUAUUUAUUUGUUAUACCUGAAAAUGUUUUUAUAACACUGUCCUUGCUCUAAUGUUUCUCAUUCCUAAAACUAUGCAUAAUGUCAUACGAUAUAAUGUUCAAAUGUAGCUGUAUAAUUUAUUUAUUGUUCCGUUAUUCAACUGAGUGAUUUUUUGGACACUGUAAACUAUUAUAAGACUGAGAAAUAUAUACAAAAGUUUGACUAAGCUCCAAUGAUGUUCAAUUAAACAUACAUAUCAUU